This is a messenger RNA of Cephus cinctus (wheat stem sawfly), 1327 nucleotides long. RefSeq names its product protein MAK16 homolog B (gene Rbm13). The record is from RefSeq and is a predicted model, not a curated record. Bases 150 to 1118 code for a protein of 322 amino acids. Gene Ontology annotation, cellular component: preribosome, large subunit precursor; nucleolus. Gene Ontology annotation, biological process: maturation of LSU-rRNA; maturation of 5.8S rRNA. The transcript is spliced from 8 exons. NCBI's taxonomy places the organism in Eukaryota, Metazoa, Arthropoda, Insecta, Hymenoptera, Cephidae.
AGCCUUUAGUAAUGUCGAUCAUGUUUGGUGCUGCUUGAGGUUGUACACGUGCGUGGUCGCCGAUUAAUUCCAAUAAUACACAUUUUGUGUGAGACGACCAAGUCUGUUGAUCCCUGUAAUAUAAUUGGAAGUAAUAUUAGAUACUGAAAAUGCAGCACGACGAUGUUGUCUGGAGUAUUAUUAACAAAUCUUUUUGUUCUUUUAAAGUAAAUACAAAAACACAGAAAUUCUGUCGGAAUGAAUAUAACUUGACUGGCUUGUGCAGUAGAGCAGGCUGUCCGCUUGCUAAUAGUCAGUAUGCUACUGUUAGAGAAGAAAAUGGAAUUAUAUAUCUUUUUAUGAGAACAGCUGAAAGAGUAGCUUUUCCAAAAAAUAUGUGGGAAAAAGUAAAAUUGUCUAGGAAUUUUGAAAAAGCCAUUCAACAAAUAAACGAGAAUUUACUCUAUUGGCCUGGAUUUAUAAAAUCAAAAUGUAAGCAAAGAUUUGUAAAAAUCACACAGUAUCUUAUACGUAUGAGAAAGUUGAGACUCAGGAGACAAAAGAAAAUUGUACCACUUCAAAGAAAGAUAGAGAGAAGGGAAAGACGUAGGGAGGAAAAGGCUUUAGUUGCUGCAAAAUUAGAUACUGCCAUUGAGAAACAGCUUAUGGAAAGAUUGAAAUUAGGAGUGUAUAAUGAUAUAUACAACUUCCCACAAAAAGUGUUCGACAAAGCUGUUGAAGCUGUUGAGGUCGAGGGUGAGGCUGAGAGUGAAGAAGAGGAGGAACUGGAGCAGGAAAUUGAAAGAGAAGUUGAAAUGGAGUUGGAAAAAGGUGAAACCGAAUUUGAAACAAACGGGCCAGAAUAUAUUGAAGCAGAUAGUGAUGAUGAAGAUGAAGACAUGCAAGAAACGUCAAUGGACGAAGACAGUGAUUCAGGCGUUAAAGAAGACGUGGAACUUUCGGAUAGUUUUGAAUCCGAAACAAGUGACAUUGAAGAUAUAGCACCAUCCACAAGUAAACAAUCGAAAUUGUCGAAAUCAAAGAAAAAGACAAAGAGUGUCAAGAAAAGCAAAGCCAGACCCAGAGUGGAAAUAGAAUACGAAGUAGAGAAUGAACCUCUACAAAGGCUGAAGCACUAGUUGUGAAUAAAUAGAAAAAUAAAACCGUAUUUUUUACAAGCUAUCUAAGCAGCCUUUAUAUUUUAGCAUAAUAAUUGGGUGAUCCUCGCUUCACCACAAUAUCAAAGCUACCGAUAAUUUGAACAUGUGUUUCCUGAAACCAGGUAAUUUUGGUAGCUGAAUUUAUUGUACCAAUCAUUCAUAUAGAAUUAAAGAUACUAAAAACCUGA